AAUCUACGUCUUCAUAUUUACAGUUCUCUUGUUUAUAUAUCUUUCUUAACAACACAUUUUAGAGAGAACCACCACCACCACCACCCAUCACCACCGCGCCGCCACCAUGGAAAUGCCAGAGCCAGCAGUAAUAAUAGUCGGAGCAGGGCCAUCCGGCCUCGCCACGGCCGCCUGCCUAAACCGCCUUUCGAUCCAAAACAUUGUUUUGGAAAGAGAAGAUUGCUUUGCUUCCUUGUGGAAGAAAAAAUCAUAUGAUCGCCUCCACCUUCACUUAGCAAAGCAAUACUGUGAGCUCCCUCACAUGUCUUACCCCAAAAACUCCCCAACCUAUGUAUCCAAAAAACAGUUCAUACAAUACUUAGAUGACUAUGUUGCUCAUUUCAACAUUAGUCCUAUGUACAAUAGACCCGUUGUCUCCGCAGACUACGAUGAAGUUUCACAGAAAUGGAAAGUUAAGGUUAGAAACAUGGUUUCCGACGAGGUCGAGGAAUAUUCAGGCAAGUUUAUGGUGGUGGCGACAGGAGAGACUAGCGACGAGUUCAUACCGGAGGUGGAAGGGUUGAGAAAUUUCACAGGGGAGGUUAUUCAUUCCACACUGUAUAAGUGUGGAGACAAGUACAGAGAUAAAAGGGUUUUGGUUGUUGGGUCUGGGAAUUCUGGUAUGGAAAUUGCUUUCGAUUUGUCAAAUUAUGGUGCCAAGACCUCCAUUGUCGUUCGAAGCCCUCUUCAUAUAAUCUCAAGGGAAAUGGCAUAUUUGGGGUUAGUAUUGUUGAAAUACAUACAAGUUUCAAUUGUGGACUACUUGUUGGUAUUGCUAAGCAAGCUAAGGUAUGGAGACCUAACCAAGUAUGGGAUUCGAAGGCCUGAGGAGGGUCCCUUUACCCUGAAAGUCAAGUAUGGCAAAUACCCAGUCAUUGACGUUGGCACCUAUAGCAAGAUAAAGUCCCGCGAAAUUCAGGUGUUGCCAGCAAUUACAAGCAUAAAGGGGGAUGAAGUGGUGUUUCAGAAUGGCAAAUCUCAUCCCUUUGACGCCAUUGUUUUCGCUACCGGCUUUACUAGAUCUACCCACAAAUGGCUUAAGGGAGACAAUUACUUGCUGAACAAAGAUGGGCUUCCAAAGCCCAGUUUUCCUAACCACUGGAAGGGGCAAAAUGGAUUAUAUUGUGCCGGACUAGCAAGGAGAGGAUUAUAUGGAGCUGCAAUGGAUGCCCAAAACAUAGCCAAUGAUAUCAAGUCAGCUCAGUGAUUUGCAACUAAUUACAUACAAAUUUGUAGCACCACGUUUCUCAGUAUUGUUCUACUAAAUAAAGAAAAAUGCCUCAUACACCCACUGGGGGUGCGACCCCCACUGAGAGUAUGCAGCACUGCUGACCAAAUAAAAGGGUGGAAGUCAACUCAUGUUACAGUUUGUUCAAGAAUACAAUAUAAAUUUUUUUUUAUGAUUCCCAUACUUUUUAUACAGUUUGAUGUGACUAAUGUAGCAAAACUACUAAAGAGGCUCAGAUUUCGAUCAAUGAUCCUGAAUCCCAGAUCUUUACCCUUCCUUAGAUUUCCAAGACAACCUAUUUAGGAUA
This is a messenger RNA of Camellia sinensis, 1574 nucleotides long. The record is from RefSeq and is a predicted model, not a curated record. Lineage: Eukaryota; Viridiplantae; Streptophyta; Magnoliopsida; Ericales; Theaceae.